Molecule: messenger RNA, 1533 nt
Organism: Mangifera indica (mango)
Lineage: Eukaryota; Viridiplantae; Streptophyta; Magnoliopsida; Sapindales; Anacardiaceae
Product: PI-PLC X domain-containing protein At5g67130-like
Exons: 8
Coding region: 121-1215 (364 amino acids)
Biological process (GO): lipid metabolic process
Molecular function (GO): phosphoric diester hydrolase activity
Source: RefSeq, a predicted model, not a curated record
AUAUAAUUGAAUAGAUCGAAAAAACGUAAAUUGUUUCUUCAAGAAUAUCAAACAACACACAUCUAUAUAUAACAUCAUAUUUCUUUGCAUCCCAUUUCUCAUAGCAAUCUCCAUCUCUACAUGGGUGCCUCUCAAAACUUUCUUUCCGUUCUGGUUUCAGUCUUUUUCAGUGUUGCUGCAGCUUGCUCUAAUGGACAGUGCAGGCUGCUGGAUACAUGCUUAUCGGAUGGAGAUUGUGCGGAUGGACUCUACUGCUUCUCUUGUCCGCUUGGAUUUUCCGGCUCAAGAUGUGUGAGAUCAAGCGUUACAGACCCCUUCAAGCUCCUGAAUAAUUCUCUUCCUCUUAAUAAGUAUGCGUUCUUGACUACCCACAAUGCUUUCGCCAUUGAUGGAGAGCCAUCGCACACAGGAGUUCCUCGACUCACUGUGACAAAUCAAGAGGAUACUGUCACACACCAACUGAAUAAUGGAGUUCGAGCCCUUAUGUUAGACACAUACGAUUUCAAUGGCGACGUUUGGCUGUGUCACUCUUUUGGAGGAAAAUGCCAUGACUAUACUGCAUUUGAACCAGCAAUAGACACAUUAAGGGAGAUUGAAGCAUUCAUGGCAGCCAACCCUGGAGAAAUUGUAACAUUGAUCCUGGAAGAUUAUGUUCAAGCUCCAAAAGGACUAACAAAUGUCUUCAAGGCUUCUGGGUUGAUGAAGUACUGGUUUCCAGUAUCCAAAAUGCCCAAAAAAGGCGAAGACUGGCCUCUAGUUAGAGACAUGGUUGCCAAUAACCAGAGAUUACUUGUAUUCACUUCAGAUAAAUCUAAAGAACAAAGCGAAGGCAUUGCUUACCAGUGGAACUACAUGGUUGAAAACCACUAUGGAAAUGGUGGAAUGAAAGCUGGGAGUUGCCCUAACAGGGCAGAAUCAUCUGCACUUAAUGACAAGACCAAAUCUUUGGUAUUGGUAAAUUACUUCAUGACUGUUCCGGUGAAGCAAACCAUCUGUGUUACAAACUCAGGGAACCUUCUUAGCAUGCUUCACACUUGUCAUGGUGCUGCUGGAAACAGAUGGGCCAAUUUUGUAGCUGUUGAUUACUACAAGAGAAGUGAAGGAGGAGGAGCAGUUCAGGCUACUGAUACUCUAAACGGGAAGCUGUUAUGUGGUUGUGAUGAUAUCCAUGCAUGCGUGCAGGGAUCAGCUUCAAAAACAUGUCCUUCAUCAUAGUCAGCAUCAAUGGAGGAUAUUCAGGAUCCAGAUUUUCUUGACUACUUUCAAAUAAUGUUGAGAGGAUAAUAUCAUACAUACCUAUUUUAAGUACACAAAUAAAUUCACACUCAUAUGUAUAGUUAUGUGAUUGAGUGUUAUCUUAUCUUUAAUUUAAAAUCAUCUAAUCAUAUGAUGAUAAACAUGAGUGCAUACCAAUUUGUAUAGUGGGCACGCACAGUUUUACCCAUAUUGAAAUGGGAAUACAUGUAAAAAACUUGGCCACUAUAAUAAUAUCAAUGCCUAUUAAAAAGUGUUUUGGACACUUUAUUGUAACAA